Mangifera indica (mango) is the source of this 1633-nucleotide messenger RNA. Its product is annotated as protein SOSEKI 2-like. The transcript has 5 exons. The record is from RefSeq and is a predicted model, not a curated record. Bases 288 to 1493 code for a protein of 401 amino acids. NCBI's taxonomy places the organism in Eukaryota, Viridiplantae, Streptophyta, Magnoliopsida, Sapindales, Anacardiaceae.
CAUCACCAACGUACUCACAAUCACACACACAGUCUCUCUCUCUCAGUGAUUACAAUUCACAAAUUCAAAAGGAUCCAAACAUUUCUCUCCAAAGCUUGCAUUAACACUCUUAGUUUUAUACCCGUCGAUCCAGCUUGUAAUUUACCUCUCCUUUUCACCAUCUGAAUGCCCUCUGAUCCUUCUGUCUUGUUGCAUAAUCACCAUGUAUAUAUAAAAGGACAUUGCUCGAUCAAUGUCACCUUCCCACUACUACUCUCAGUUUUCAACAACGUAAGAGAACUCUAAUCAUGGAUGUUCAAUCCCGAAAAGCUACUCAAACCAGCCCGGACAGGUCCAAGCUCUCCAUGCAACACCACCGCCAACAGCCGCCUAGGCUUAAACCCCUCACAAAAGUUAAAGUCAUUUAUUAUCUCACCAGAAAUGGCCACCUCGAACACCCCCAUUACUUGGAAGUUUCCCACUUGGCCACUCAGCCCCUUAGCCUAAAAGAUGUAAUGGAAAGACUGGUUGCUCUCAGAGGCAAGGGCAUGCCUUCACUGUAUUCUUGGUCAUGCAAAAGGAGCUACAAGAAUGGCUAUGUGUGGAAUGAUUUAGCAGAAAAUGAUAUAAUUUUUCCGGCUGAAGGAGCUGAAUAUGUGCUCAAAGGCUCUGAACUUCUUCAAGGCCGCUCUGGGAAAUUGCCGCAGUUGAAUGUGAGUAGCAGGCAGCUGAUUAGGCAAGAGCCCAAGGAACCAUUCAAAACGACGCCAUUUGAAGAUCAUGAUUACGAAGACGAGUUUGAGGAAGACGAAGAGAAAACAAGCCACACAAGCUCAACAACUUCUCAUUCUCGCUGUUCCAGAGGCGUCUCAACAGACGAACUGGACGAACCCGAACUGCAGAAAUCCCAUCCCAUCGAGUCGGCAACCGCGUUGACUCACUCGCCGCCGUCACUAUCUUCCAUCUUGUCUCAAGAAAAACCAGCCAACAAAAGCAAGAACACAUCUAGAAGGUUUGAAGAUGGUGACCCAGUUUCUACCGAGUCAGCCCCGAGUCGUAACUCGGUCCUCCUCCAACUCAUUUCCUGCGGAAACCUAGCCGUCCCCAAAGCGAAGAGCAACAAUAACAAUGUCGUCAGAAGGAGCAGCAGCGAUUUACACCGGGGGGUACUUUUCAAGAGGGCAGUAAAAGUUACUGAAGAAGGAGAUAAAGGCAUCAUAAGCUUAAUGUCUGAGAAUCCGAGGUUUGGGAAUUUGCAGGCUGAAGAGAAGGAGUAUUUUAGUGGGAGCAUUGUUGAGUCAGUGAGUAAGGACCGAGUUGAGACUCAGCCUGUUCUUAAGAAAUCAAAUUCGUAUAAUGAAGAAAGGAGCUCCAAGGGAGCAACAGUUGAGGAAGAUGAAAAAGAGAGAAGAAACAGUUAUGGGGUGAAAGGGAAGUACAUUCCUUACAAGAAAUCUUCACCAUCAGAAGAAAAUCGUCAGAAAAUGAAUUUUAAUUACAAAAUUUCUUCAUAGUGUAGCUGUUGGUGCUCUCAUAAUUAGGGUUAAGCUACUGAAUAUGAUUAAUUAAAAACUUGAUUAAUUGCUGUUUUACAAUCAUGAUUAAGGAGAACUGUUUGUGUGACGGAUUGUUAUAAAAGUAUGUGGUUUAUUCA